AUGUUAAAAGUCGUAAUUGUAGGUGCCAAUGGCAAAGUUGGUCGUUUACUAUUAAACAAAAUAAUUUCUGCCUCUCCAACUCAUUUUGAUAAACCAUUAGCCAUAGUUAGAACAAAAGACCAAGUUGAUUAUUUUACUGAACAAUUUCAAGAUAAAAUCAAUGUUUCCUUAACAUCAAUUGAAGAUUCCACGGUUGAUGAUAUCGCUAAAAAAAUAUCUGGAUAUGAUGCAGUAGUUUUCACUGCUGGUGCAGGUGGUAAAGGGGUGGAAAGAAUUUUCACUGUUGAUUUAGACGGUUGCUGUAAAACAAUCGAGGCCUGUGGAAAAGCAGGGGUGCAGAGAUUUAUUCUAGUAAGUGCAAUUCAUGCAGAAGAUCGUGAAAAAUGGUAUCAUACUGCGUUGAGGAACUAUUAUAUUGCUAAAAGAGCCGCAGAACAUGAAUUGAAAUGGUCAAACUUGGAUUAUACAAUAUUACAACCUGGAUCUUUAGGUUUAGAAAAGGGAACUGGCAAAUUAUGCCCUGCUAUUGAUAUUGAAUCGAAAAAAGACUCAUAUUAUCAAAUCCAAAGGGAAGAUUUAGCCACAUUUAUCGUAGCUAGUUUGUUAAACCCAUCAAAAACCAUUAGAAAAACCAUUCCUUUGGCCAAUGGCGACGAACCAAUUUCUGAAUUCAUUGAUAAGUUAUAA
This is a messenger RNA of Saccharomycodes ludwigii, 687 nucleotides long. RefSeq lists its product as uncharacterized. Bases 1 to 687 code for a protein of 228 amino acids. Lineage: Eukaryota; Fungi; Ascomycota; Saccharomycetes; Saccharomycodales; Saccharomycodaceae. The record is from RefSeq and is a predicted model, not a curated record. The transcript has a single exon.